Messenger RNA from Diachasma alloeum, 1437 nucleotides. RefSeq lists its product as uncharacterized. The coding region runs from base 135 to 1373 and encodes 412 amino acids. Gene Ontology annotation, molecular function: protein binding. The transcript is spliced from 3 exons. Lineage: Eukaryota; Metazoa; Arthropoda; Insecta; Hymenoptera; Braconidae. The record is from RefSeq and is a predicted model, not a curated record.
AUCGAUAGUCCCUACUCAGGAGAACUCAGUCGCAGGACUACUCCUCGCAGUUUCAACAUCGUCACCGUCAUCAUUCAAUCGAAAUAGUGUUACGUGCAUUUUAUAUUUUUGUAAUUGUGUGUGACGUCUCCAGAAUGAAAAGACCAAGUACGAGUGUCCUACCUACGGAGAUUAUUAUUCACAUAUUUAAAUACGUUCCCAUACUAUGGAAGAUUAAACUGGAAAGAGUUUGCAGGCAAUGGCAGGAGGCGAGCAAAGCUUCCUGGAGCGGUAUUAGGCGAUUAAUUGUCGUUUCUCCCCGUCGGCGCAGAAACUCCCUUGGCAUAUAUGUCCAAAAUGAUGAAAUAUAUGUCUCAAGAUAUGACCAAAUAAUGAUGGAUGCCAUUCUAUCUCGUAUUGGGCACAACAUCACCCAUCUAUCAUUUGAGUUGUUUUCUGUCGAUCUGGAUAAACAUUUCUUCCUACUCAUCGCGAAACAUUGCACCAAUGUGGAGAACUUCAGCAGCAGCGGAUGGCAGAAAUCAGCAGAGCUGAAGCACUUACUUUCUUGCAAUACAAAAUUAAGAUCCAUUUACUUGGAUGGAGCAGAGGUGAGUUUAAGCGCAUUGCAAGGCCGGAACUGGAAAUGUUUGCACUUACUAGGUGGCAUGCCGAUUUGGGAAAAGGCUUCGAAGGAACGAGUAGUGGAACUCAUAAAUGGCAGUUCCGAUUUGGAAGAUUUGAGACUUGACACAUGGUCGGAAGAAAUUCGUGAUGCCGUCGUAAAGAAGUCGAAAUUGAAGUCCCUGGGUUAUUGCGAAGAAUUGUUUCGCUAUGGUCGACGUCCGGAGUUAAUUAAUUUCCAGGGAAUGCGAUUAUUGACGAGUUUGGCCCUAUGUGAUCUCGGGAUAAAGGUGGAUUGUGCAGAACGUUUCCUCAGGAUGCUCAUCCAAAUAUCCCUGUAUUGUCCAAACUUCCAGGAAUUAUCAAUACGAGAGACGGCGGUAUUAAAUUCGGCGUAUGAAACGAUGUUGGCUUUACUAAAACUUCAUACCCUGGCCUUAGAAAAUAUCAAGUCCUUUGAUAAUGCCAUGCUCGUGCGGCUAUCAAAGCUUCGCCGGUUAGCAGUGAAGAACGUUGGUUAUAGCGUUGAAGGAUUGCUGUCGUUUUUGGCCGAAGCCACCGAUUUGGAGUAUUUGGACAUUAGCUGGAGUAGCCUAUAUAUUGCAGAACUGGAGCAGAUCAUUAAUGUUACAUUCCAUCGAAAGAACAAACUGAAGAUCAUCGUUCACCAACGUGAUAUGAAUAAAAUUGUAUCCAUGUCUCCAGGAAAACAUGUGACGUUCGCCCAGUGGCAUUAUAAGCAACAUACGCAUUUCCUGCUCCGUCCAUGAAUAAUUAAUAUGAAUAUAAAUAUGUAAAAUCUAUGGAAUGGCGAAUAAAAACGAAUUUUGUUGA